AUGAGAGCCUGGGGCUCUUUCUUAUCUCCUCUCUGCUCUGCCGCUUCCCUCUUGGCCGCCGUUCACGCUCAGCAAUAUCAAGGCACGCCAUCCGCAAAUACCCUUCCCCCUGUCGACGGCGCCACGGUAGAGUUCUUCCGGAUCAACGACACCUUGGGCCGGAAUAGCACUUUAAUCAACUACUUUUCCUUGGACAGCGAUCACGACCGGAGCAAAGUAACACGCGCUCUUCUCAUCAACACCGCGUUUGACGGGCGGCCCGACAUCCAUUUCCGCGCCGCGCGAGAUGCUCGGAACCUCGCGACGCUCAACAAUAGCGCAGUCCAGCGCGAGACCGCAGCCAUCCUUGUCCCUCUCUGGUUCGAUCCUGGCGACAACGUUCAGGGCGAUGCAUUGGUGUGGACAGAGGGCGCGAACUAUUCGACCGGCGAUGACAACCUCCAUCCAGCCGACCGUGCGGUCUCCUCCUUCGACGUCAUGGACCAAAUCCUCCAAUGGUUCGACUCCGAAUACCCGAACCUGGCCGAGAUCGUCGUCGCGGGCCACAGUCUCGGCGGCCAAGCCACCCACCGACACGCCGCGGUCGGCGCCGUCCUUCCCCUACGCCCCCAAGUGAAAGUAGUCCACUACAUCGCCGACCCGUCCUCCUACGUCUGGCUCUCCCGCUCCCGCCCCGGCCCGCUCCCACGUUCCCACUGCCCAGGGUUCGACGACUGGCGAGACGGGCUCUCGAACUACCCGCUCGAUUACUCGGCAGAGCUCGUCGCAGCGGGCGCGGGCGCGGUGCUCGCGCGCUUCCAGAUCCGGAACGUCGUCUUCGCGCACGGCCUGAACGACACGGGCGAGAACGCGGCGACCUGUGGGCCGUUCACGACGGGUGCCACUCGGAAAGACCGCAUGCUGAACUUCAUCAAGGAGUUCCCCCCGGACCCGGAGGAUAAUGUCGACUUCCUUCCCGGAGUCAGCCACAACACCCAUGAGGUGUUCACGUCCGAGGCGGGCGUGCAACGGCUUUUCCUUGACAACUUCGACGGUUCUGGUUGGCGUGCGCCCGACAUGGGCCCACGCCAGACUAGCUUUGACAGUCCCGACCCCGGUCCGCGGGAUCACAAGCAUCGAUACGAGAUCUUACCCCACGAGCUGUGCUCAUAG
Epithele typhae is the source of this 1152-nucleotide messenger RNA. RefSeq lists its product as uncharacterized. The record is from RefSeq and is a predicted model, not a curated record. The transcript has 5 exons. The coding region runs from base 1 to 1152 and encodes 383 amino acids. NCBI's taxonomy places the organism in Eukaryota, Fungi, Basidiomycota, Agaricomycetes, Polyporales, Epitheliaceae.